Molecule: messenger RNA, 3199 nt
Organism: Anopheles funestus (African malaria mosquito)
Lineage: Eukaryota; Metazoa; Arthropoda; Insecta; Diptera; Culicidae
Gene: Hydr2
Product: abhydrolase domain-containing protein 2
Exons: 6
Coding region: 544-1764 (406 amino acids)
Biological process (GO): steroid hormone receptor signaling pathway; sperm capacitation; medium-chain fatty acid catabolic process
Cellular component (GO): sperm plasma membrane; sperm flagellum
Molecular function (GO): acetylesterase activity; monoacylglycerol lipase activity
Source: RefSeq, a predicted model, not a curated record
CUGUUUAAUUUUCCCUGCACGCGCAUCGAGACGGUUUUCACGAAACGUCUCUGGCUAAUCGGCCAAACGUUGCCGUUUUGUCGAGGAAAAGCCAAUUUUCCUUCAGGCUUUUCAUUUCCCCGUGUUUGAAUAUAAGUUCCGUCAACAGAAAAACGCUCUUUUCGCUACGUAGUUAUAGAAAGUUGCAUUUUAGGUGCAUAAUUUUUAUUAUUUCGAAAAGUGAAUGUGAAAAACGUAACUCCGGUAAACGUGUCAGGCCAAGCCUCUUUAGGUACGAAGCAUUCAGUGGUGCGUACGGAAUUGAAAAUUAUCGUACUACAUAUCCGGUUCUUGUGUGUUUUGCUUAGCUGAAACGGCAAGCGAAGUGUAAAUUGAUGUGGAUUACUAGAUGGAAAAGGUGUGUGAAAUUGUUUGGCGUAGUGCUCUGAAUGUGUAGUGCGAAGUGACAGCAGCAGUAAAAACGAAUCGCAAACAUCCGCUAUUUGGAGCAGAAAUCAUUCCCGUGAAUUCAAAAUUCAACCCCAAAACGCGUUGUUCGGCAACAUGUCUCCCGCAUUCCUGGCGGUCAUCGCCGUCAUACUCUGCAUUCUGUUCCGGAUACUGAACGUCAGCAGCACGCCACAGAUCCCCAGCAUCGUCUGCAAAGAUGGCCAGUUUAUGGAGUGCUUCAACAAGAUUGCCCCGAUGCUACGGGAACCAUAUAUUCCAACCCGCCUGUGGGGCUUUAGCGGACACAUCCAGACAAUAAUUCACAGUAUUGUGGGGCGCGUCAAAUGUCCGUGGCCUCUAGGCGAACGAGUCUACCUUGCGCUGACGGACGGUUCCACGCUAACGUACGAUCUAUACCAGCCGCUAAUUACGACGGUCGAAGACGACAUUACCGUUGCCAUUUGUCCAGGAAUUGGCAACUCGUCCGAAUCGGUGUACAUUCGCACGUUUGUGCACUACGCCCAGUGCCACGGAUAUCGGUGUGCGGUGCUGAAUCAUAUCGGUGUCCUCGACAGUGUGCAGGUGACAUCGAGCCGAAUAUUCACGUACGGUCAUACGGACGACUACUCGGCAAUGAUAAAUAGCUUGUUAAAGAAGUAUCCCACGACAAACAUCGUGUCCGUCGGUUUCUCGCUCGGUGGUAACCUCAUCUCCAAGUAUCUCGGUGAGGCAAAGCGGCCGGCCAACAUCAUCGGUGGCGUUUCGAUCUGCCAGGGCUAUAAUGCGGUGGUUGCCACCCAAUGGUUGUUGAAGUGGCAAAACUUCCACCGAUUCUACCUGUACGUGCUGACCGAGAACGUGAAAAGCAUCAUCAUGAAGCACCGGCACGUACUGCUGUCGGACGACAUCAAGCAGCGGUAUCAGCUGAACGAGCGGGACAUUGCAGCUGCAGCUACGCUACCGGAGCUGGACGAAGCGUACACGCGCCGGGUGCAUCAGUUCCCAACGGUAAAGGACAUGUACAGCUGGAGCUCAUCGCUAAACUAUCUUGCCAACAUCAAACGACCGAUGGUGUUUGUGAACGCAAGGGAUGACCCACUGGUGCCGGAUAAUCUACUCGAACCGGUGAAACAAUUUGCCUCUAGCCACAACCAAUCGCUUUAUAUCGAGCUUGCAAACGGUGGCCAUCUCGGUUUCUAUGAGGGUGGUCUAGUAUAUCCGAAUCCAGUAACCUGGCUGGAUCGAGCGCUAGUGUCACUGAUUGGUGGCAUCGUGAUGUCACACAACGAUUUGCUGGUGGCGAAACGGACAGCGUCCUCAUCGGUGGUCAUUUAAGAUUCACUGCUACCAUUCUCUUCGAUCGGUGCACCACCACUAGCUGCAUCCGAGCUGAGCCAGCUGCUUAGCUAUGGACGGGCACGAUGGGGGUUGCUGUUUGCCGCCCUUCCAUCGACGCCCUCGGUGCGCGGUGUAGUUAUGGCCGUGCUGAAGCUGUUCCUUUCGUUACUGUUCCCGAAGCCAAAGGUUGAAUUUCCAACCGAAACACCGACAUAGAUCCAACGGUAGAUGGAGUUGGAAUGGAACGGUGUUUGGAGCCGUCCGAUGUGCCGAUGCGAGGUUAAAUGAUAUGAACUGGUAAUCAUUAAACAAAACAAACUGGAAGCACCGCGCACCUCCUUUACACCUUGCAUACCGAUAAUUGCUAUUAUCAACGGUGGCAUGACACGGCGACAAGACAUCUGAGAAGGAAAAUGAAACCGAACGAACGGUUCACACCGGCGAGCAAGCAUGUGAAGGAACAGCACGUGCGCCAUACAAAAUGCAUACCAUUAUUCGAAGGGAUUGGUCGUACGGAAGCGAACCAUGGUUCGUUCGAAUGAUGAAGCGAUGGGAUUUAUUCGCUUCUAAAAACAGGAAGAGGAGCACAAAUUAUACUAAACACCACCACCAUCACCACCAUCAUAUCCCAGCACUGCUACUGGCUGGAACGAGGAAAGUGGUGUUGUUGACGCAUCAAGCCCCAGUGCACGAUUAGCGGGAAGGAAAGCAUUAAGUGAGCAUUAUUAUUUAAGAAUGAAACAUAAGGGCAGGCAAAGCUUGCACUGUACGCUGAAGGGCAGCAGAAACAGGAAGCAAAGCAUGCACGUGGAUGCAUAGCAAAUGUGCUGUUUUCGAAUAUAUACACUACACCAUAUUUCCUUUAACUUCACACUAGGUAUAACCAGUACUAUAAGUCAUCAUCUUCAUCUCGUAGCUAUACUGUCCGUGUGCGUCCCUUUGCUAACUCGCGUUUAUCCAUUAUUUUUGUUAGUAUCUAAGAUCUUAUGUUUUCUUUGCUUCUCUAUCUGCCGAUACCAUUAGCUAAUGCACCGAAAUUGUAACGUGUUCGUUUGUCCUCGAAAUAGGACAAACCCGUGGCUCGUUUUUCUACCGCUGCAUAGUUAAUACGGCUCUCAUCGCUAUUAUCAUCGGUAUCAAUAUUAGCGAGUCAUAGCAUCAUAACUAUUUUAACGCUUGACAAAGAGGAAAGGACAAAGCCACACGUUGCACGAUGUAUGUAUACGUAUUUAAUCGAUGUAUGUACCGUACCGGUAAUUCGUCCUCCAAGGGAGCGCGUAUUUUAUGAACGUGGUAGCAGUCGCAAAAUGUGAUGAAAAUCAAACAAAUUUAACAGUUUUUCGGACUUUGUCCGAAUCCGAAUUCCGGUAACAGUGGCAUCAUCCUACAUAGGUUUGUCUCUUUACACACAGUGAGGCAAUGCUGCCCAUAC